This is a messenger RNA of Penicillium riverlandense, 516 nucleotides long. RefSeq lists its product as uncharacterized. The record is from RefSeq and is a predicted model, not a curated record. Bases 1 to 516 code for a protein of 171 amino acids. Lineage: Eukaryota; Fungi; Ascomycota; Eurotiomycetes; Eurotiales; Aspergillaceae. The transcript is spliced from 2 exons.
AUGACUGAACUGAUGCGGCGCACUGCGAAUAUCACCAUGCAACUCCUUCGUUUCAUUAGGACAAGUGAUUCAUAUCGAUGGCAUUUCAAUUGGGCACCAGCCUAUUCUGCAACUAUGCUCACAUUUCUCGCUAUGUUUGCCUUACAUGUAUCACGCAAGUGGCCUCAGUUGAUCGACAGAUCGACUUUGAUGCAAGAUCUGAAUCCCGUGCUUCGAAUGCUGGACAAUUAUUCUUAUAUUGACAAUAUUGCUGAUCAGCUACGGGAUGUUGUAAGGCAAUCUUCCCAGGAUCUUGCUGUUGGCGAAGAGCCCUCGAACGGCAUAUACAACCAAGACGAGGGAAAUGCGCACACUGUUGAUGUUGAUGCACGAAGCUUCAAUGCUGGGGAGAGUUUUAUUGACUUCGAAGACGUGGACUAUUUUCUCACUACUGGUUAUCUGGAAAAUUGGUCAUUCCUUGAACAGGGCGAUCAAUUUGCAAAAUCGAGCAUGUGGAGGCAUAACAGCGCCCAAUAA